Toxoplasma gondii ME49 is the source of this 4317-nucleotide messenger RNA. RefSeq lists its product as hypothetical. NCBI's taxonomy places the organism in Eukaryota, Apicomplexa, Conoidasida, Eucoccidiorida, Sarcocystidae. The record is from RefSeq and is a predicted model, not a curated record. Gene Ontology annotation, biological process: mRNA processing; primary miRNA processing. Bases 919 to 3354 code for a protein of 811 amino acids. Gene Ontology annotation, cellular component: nuclear body. The transcript is spliced from 15 exons.
UAAACACCAAUUUUCGGAGGCUGUCGAAGCGCUGCAACUUUCUUCCCCUCUACUUCCAUCUUCUGCGAACGCUCAUCUGAUUUCUCUGCUUUUUUUCCUAGAUGUUUUCGGGUUUGCAGGACCGAUCAAAGUGUGCUGUUGUCUCACCGUCUCCGUCGAUCCCCCCACAUGCUGCUGUUCAUUCACUCUUUCCCGCCUUGCAUUAUCGCUUAACCAACGUCCGAACUUAACUGCUUAGAGUCCCGUCACGUGUCUUCCCUGAAUGUACGGUUUUCUGCGCACGUUGGGGAUAUUUCACCAAGAAUCGGAGGCAUAAGUGGUCCCUGCUUCUUUGGUCACUUCCUCUUUAUUCAAGCCCGCGUACUGAACUACUAUGUUCAUUGUGUUUUCGUGGCUCCGGCACUUGUGAUUUAUCCUGGGAUUCUGUCUCGUCUAUUCGCUGCAGUGCAGCUUCAGUAUUUCCUCCUUUCUCAUUUGUGGCUACCACCUGCCCCUACAGGCCGAGUAGAAUGACUGUCUUCCUUCCGUUCCUCAUUCACUGAGAGCCUGCGAAUUGCUGGGUGUAGACUUACCUCGGCCUUAUAGGUUUUUCAAGCUGCGACUUGCGCCACAAGGAAUUUCCCGUGACCGUGUAUGCGCUAGGGGAGACCCACUGUUCGCAGGGUGCCGUCGUUUUCUUUUUCAGGGGCAAACAAGCGACCAGUACCAUUGCCUUCUCUUCAGUGCAGUGGACUCUGCGCAAGACGAGGUCUGCAGCUUCGCUUCUCCGCCGGUGUCGCCAUCAGCGACCACGAAUCUCCUUCCUCCAGUCGGCUCUUCGGGACUGGCCACUCGGAGGACACAGCGUCUCUGAUGUAACACCAAACAGCGUCUCUGUGUACGCGUCUUGCCCCUUUCCCCUGUUUUUUCAAAGCCGAGAUGGGGGGAACACGCCGCUUCAGUCGCAGCCGGAGUAGGUCACCGGCACGCGGCGGCAACCGACAUCGAGACCGAGAAGAUCGCCGUGGCUCCGGCAGAAACAAUAGACACUUUGGUGGACGAGGCAUGAGGAAUGCAGGCCUCAGCAACUCUCAGGCGUUCUAUGCCGGCGGAGACAACUCGCGAAAACACGGACACAAAUUCGGCAGAGGGUACGGAGACGCUGGCGAUAACCGACCCGGACGCGCUGUCGUUUCCGAGGAAGAAGAACGAGAAAGAAUGAUGUCGGGACCGAUGAUGAACUUCAAACAGUUCGUCAUGACACGCCCAGAUCACUGCACACAGAAGCAGUUAUCCCAGGACUACGAAAACUACGUGGAGCAGUACCGGGAAUAUCACGCCAAACUGUUCUUUUCAAACCAUAGCAAAAACGCGUUCAUGAGGGAGCUGUACCACCCGAAUCUGGUUCGACGCCAAUUCGAGUUGCUGAAGGCUCGGGCGAAGAACGUCGCUCGUGUGUUUGUCGAGAAGGUGCACAGAGGCUUCUUCUCCAGUCUGUCGCUCGACGCAGACUCUCCGGGGCUCCGACAGUUCAUUGAAGACAGCGCAGAGGGGUCUCCACUGCUGUGGAACGAAUGGCCGAGCCAGCAAACUGUGGACGUAGAGCCGUCCCUUUCGUUUGAGAUGGAAGAAGAGAACGGACAGGACGAGGAGAUGGACGAUGAAGAAGGAAAGCCGAAACGGAGACUGCGUCGAACUGAGCAUCCCCAGCCGCCUUUCUUGCUUCUGCCCACCACGGGGUGUCUCAUGAUCCGAGAUGUUGACCCCGCAAUUUCCAAGUUUGACAUCCACGAUGAACUGGCUAAGAAGGGGGCGAUCUAUGUCGGCAUGGCCGAGGGCGGGAGCCCGGUGGAAGCGAGGACCGCUUUCGUGUUGUUUCCUGACGAGGAUACAAAACAAGUCGCCAUGGAGAGCAUUCCUGAUAUGACGAUCAAGGUGACGAAGCCGAUGAUCACGAUCACACAAAGCGGCGAUGAGCAGGAGACUUUGAAAGUCAUUUCGUUGACUUUGUCGGAGCCGCCGCAGCCCCCCACGUGCGACGUGUCUGUCGCGCCACCUGCUGUAUGCACACCGAGCCGCAUUCAAAAAGAUUUGGACAUUUCCAGGAGUCUCAUCUCAAACCUCGAUGAGCAGCUGGGAGUGUGGGACGGCAUGGAGACGAACCUAUUCUUGGCGUCGCUGUCUGGAGAUAUGAACGAAAAGCAACGUCUGGACUUGCAGAUAACUUACUUGCGCCAAGUUCAUUCGCUGUGCUACUACAGUGGCGAGCUGUGCAAAGAUGCAGUGGAGCUGAACACGAGAUGUGGGGGGGCGUUCCUCCGACCGCAGAUCCCCGCCUCGCUGCAGCACUACGUUCAGAACGCACCUGGGGAAGACGAGGGGGACAGUGAAGAGGAGGAAGCGUCUGAGGCGACAAACGGAACGAAGAGCGGCAAGCAGGGCAGCGCGGGCCAAGGUGGAAUCAGAGCGAGGGGCGUCAACAGCACAGAAAACGACAGUGACGCGCCACAGACGCUUGACCACGACCAGAGUCUGGAAGACGGAGUGGGGACACUGGAAGAAGCCGGGAAGGAGACAAGCCAGUACAUGUCAAGAUCUCAGCGCCGGUGGCUAACGCAGCUGGAUGCCCGCCUCGAGGGACUCCUCAACACAACCAAACAGUUAGCUGCUCUGCUUCCCGCGGCUAUCGACGAAGACACGCCGGUGAUCAACAUGAAGUGGACAGCGUUCUGCCACGAGAAAGUGUUUGAGGACGAUGAACACAAACAUCGCUGCCGCUUGUGCAACAAGCCAUUCAAGGCGCCAAUCUUUGUCUUCAAACACCUUCGCAAGAAGCACGAAGAGGAGUUGGACCUUAUCAUAGACAAGUACGCAAGCAUUCUCAUGAAGGACCUGUACAUGAAGGACCCGAACAAGCCUAUCGUGUUGCCUCGGGAGUCGUCGAGAAACAGCAUGGGAGACGAAGGCGGAGCGUACGCGCGGGGCUCUGAUUUGUCUCUUCCUUGGCCUCCAGGGUCAGUCCCUAAUUCAACGGUGGCUUCAAGCGCUGGCGCCGUGCAUGCGGGUUAUUCCGUCGUGAGCCCCUACGGCAUGGUGGUGGUUCCCGCCCCUCUCACUGGAGGUGCCUUGUAUGCGGUGCCGGCGGCGCGAGGUGCCGCCCAUUCGGGGGGCGUUAUGAUGCCGCCGCCUCCACCUCCGCAGUAUUACGCUGCCGGUGGAGGACCGAUGGCAGGAGGUCUAGUUUACGGCAAUCCAGGUUCCCUUAACAAUCGGCGGCCGGACUGGGAUGCACCGGAGCCAAUUCCAGCACCGGCAUUCGGCGCGCAGGGCAAGACAGGUGGAUCUCGCGCGUUGGCAAGUUAUGAUGAUCUUUGAUUUCCUAUGGAAAACAAAGCAGUUCCUGUCUUAUGGUUGAAACUCCCACCUGCCUUUGCCUGCCAUCUCCACUAUGUAGGUGCGGGCCACGAAACGGCUGCUGUAACCGGUUGCCUUUUGGGGCACUGACCCAGUUCAGCUUUCGGGGGGUCAGGGGGAAUAUGAUUCUAUGUAGAUCGUCGACAGCUACGAUUGAGCCUGCAGCAGAGCAAACGAGAUACUUUUAUAUGCUGUGCACAAUGAAGGGCAGCCGAGCUUUAAGCUGCUGUCGGAGAAGAGAGGGCUUUCUGAAUAGCGAUCAGUUGUGUCAGGUGACCGUUGCGACGGAUGAUACAGUGACUCUCCCUUUUUCGUGGUGUUGACUCCUGGCAGGACUGUCGCAACCGCGGGUGUGCCCAAACUUUACUUUGUCAUUUCGGAGCUGGUAGGGGUUUGACAGUGCCGGCUCCACACCAUUUGGAGGCUUAAUUUGUAUCACCCGUGGUAGCAGUAAGGCGACACGCGUUAUUGGCUUCAGGCGGGAUGUGAGCCAUAUUGCAAACGACGCAUGUUCACAGUUCGGAGAAGCAGGCAGGUUACAGUAGGGCCCCACGUGUUGCCGGCAUCACGUGACCGGCAGUUGUGGGACACUUCACGGGCACACACCGUUCAUUCUGUCCAGCAGUUUGACACGGUCAGAGCAUCUUUCAGAUGAUUUUUGUACACUGGCAGAGUAAACUGUCAAUUUGAUGGUGGCGGAGACUAUGGAAGUUUUCACCGUUGGAAACUCAGCUGGCUCGUUGAACGCAGCGCAGCUGGGAAAUCCUGGCACUUUGUCUGUGCGGCUGGCCGCUGCAUAUGUUCCGGCAGAACGUGUGACGCCCCAGUUCAUCACAGGAACAGAGAUUGCAACCGUCAAAUGUCUGAGCACAGCCAGGUGGACAGUCUGGCACGAUGAGUUCCUGCGGAGGGCGGCCUGAUUGU